Cuscuta campestris is the source of this 1944-nucleotide messenger RNA. Lineage: Eukaryota; Viridiplantae; Streptophyta; Magnoliopsida; Solanales; Convolvulaceae. The record is from the annotation of a GenBank genome assembly.
CGCAAACACCCUACCAUUGCAACCAACUGCUUCAAUUCCUCCCAUCCAACAAGUAAUUUCCUGCAUGAUGAUAAGGGAAUUUCAAAUGGAACUCUAAGUCAGCGCCUAACAGUGACUGCACAGUGCCCCCCAUGAUCCUAACUAGAGCUCUCAUGGAUAGCAAUCAGCAACCACAAUUCGAGUUGAGGCUGUUUCAAUAUGAAGGUUGGUACGGGGAGGCAAAAAAUAAAAGAGUUUUGAGGGUUUCUUGCUAUUACUCCGGGGGUGAACCUAUUAUUUUUUCAUUGACCACUCGGAUCGCGGGGAUCACGUCAUUAGUAGACGUGGAUGCAAUGCGAGUGGUGGAAUACGUAGACAGAGGGAAGCUUCCGAUGAUGAAUGCCACUUUUGACGACACACAAGCAAGGAGGACGGCUACGACGGCGCCAUUUAACCGAAACAAAUCGUCAAAUAUUCAUUUGAAUGGGAAUGUGGUGAAAUGGAGAAAUUGGGAAUUCCACGCGGCGUUCAAUGCUCGUGCGGGCAUUGUUAUAUCAACUGCCUCUAUAUCAGAUCCAACCGAACAGCAGAGGUUAAGGCGCGUGCUCUACAGAGGUUUUGUUUCGGAGACAUUUGUUCCAUACAUGGAUCCCACGCCUGAGGAGUACUUUAAGACAUACAUGGAUGUCGGGGACUUUGGUUUUGGGACUUCCGCUAUUUCUCUGAUUCCCUCGUUCGAUUGCCCCGCUGAUGCCGUGUAUAUUGAUGGGCAUAUGGCCGGAGCAGAUGGUCAGGCACUACUUUCGUCAAAUGUCAUUUGUGUAUUCCAACGUCAUACCACCGGACAAGCCUCUUGGAGACACACAGAUCUUAGUCCAAAUGGCCGCCAAUGGAACCUUGUUACAUAUGGCCAAGAAGAAGUAAGCUUGGUAGUAAGAAUGGUGGCAACAGUUGGAAAUUACGACUAUAUCUUAGACUGGGAGUUCAAAGAGAGUGGUUCUAUUAAUAUCGGGGUUAGCCUGUCUGGUGUCCUUCAGAUGAAGGUUGUACCAUACCCUACAAGCCAUGUGAUGCAAGAGGAUGUUUAUGGGACUUUUGUUGCCGAAAACGCAGUUGCAAGCAACCACGACCACUUUGUCACAUACUAUCUCGAUUUAGACGUUGAUGGGGCCUCCAAUUCAUUUGUGAAGUCCAAGCUGAAGACUCAGAGAGUAAAGAACCUACACGGCUCGCCUCGUAAGAGCUACUGGAGAGUGAUCAGAGAGACUGUCAAAAAUGAAUCCGAUGCAAAGGUUCGGCUCGGGUCCGAGCCUGGUGAAAUGCUGAUUGUGAACCCAAACAAGAAAACAUUGUUAGGGAACCAUGUUGGUUACAAGCUGGUCGCCGGGCCAUCCGCAUAUUCUUUGCUUUCCGAGGACGAUUAUCCGCAGAUGCGAGCGGCCUAUACCAAGUACCAGGUGUGGGUGACUCGUUAUAACAAGUCGGAGAAGUGGGCCGCGGGGUUUUAUACUACCCAGAGCCAUGGAGACGAUGGAUUAGCCAUUUGGAGCCAAAGGAAUAGACAGAUUGAGAACAGAGAUAUAGUGCUGUGGUACACUCUGGGAUUCCAUCACGUCCCGGUGCAGGAAGAUUUUCCGGUGAUGCCAAUUGUCUCGGUUGGGUUCGAACUAAGGCCAGCUAACUUCUUUGAAAGAAACCCACUGCUGCUGAAACAACAAUAAUGUACUCUUAUAUUGUUGUGUUAUUUCUAUGAAGCCAAGACAAAGAAAUGUGUGACGGAUGGCCAGACAUGGAUUCCCACGUGCUAUAAUAUAUGAAUGUUAAAUAACGUCCCAAAUACUAUAUAUAUUUGUGGGGUUGUAAAAAACUUAAUACGUACUCCGUAUCAUAUUACUCCGUGUGACAUGAGGUGCCUUUGAUGUCCCUACAAGAACCUUAUUGCUCAAAUAAAUACUCCUAUGUAUC